UUACUAGGGACUUUUUCCAAGACCCGACUCCCGACUUCACGCGGCUCUUACUUCCACGACGUUCAUUUCUGCCGACGCCGCAUUCAUCUAAUCCUCGACUUUAAAAGCAUCCCUUGUUGUGCGAUCAAGAUGCCAGUGGUCAAGGGAGGCGUGUGGACGAAUAUCGAGGACGAAAUCCUUAAGGCGUCCGUCUCUAAGUAUGGCCUGAACCAGUGGGCGCGCGUCUCGUCGCUUCUCGCGCGCAAGACACCCAAGCAAUGCAAGGCAAGAUGGAACGAAUGGCUGGACCCCAGCAUCAAGAAGAUAGAAUGGAGCAAAGAGGAAGACGAAAAACUGCUCCAUUUGGCCAAGCUGAUGCCUACUCAAUGGCGUACCAUCGCACCUCUUGUCGGUCGCACUGCGAACCAGUGCCUCGAGCGCUACCAGAAGUUGCUCGACGAAGCCGAGGCGCGUGAAUCAGGGAGCUUGGGACUUACUGGACCCGACGGCGGCGAAACCCAAGCGCCUACUGCCGAUGAUGUUCGGAGGUUACGGCCGGGUGAAGUCGACCCCGACCCCGAGAGCAAGCCUGCCAAGCCGGACACGAUCGACCUCGACGAAGAUGAGAAGGAGAUGCUCAGCGAAGCGCGGGCUCGUCUUGCCAACACGCAGGGAAAGAAGGCGAAACGGAAGGCGCGCGAGCGGCAGCAGGAGGAAUCCCGCCGGUUGGCUGCCCUUCAGAAGCGCCGGGAGCUCAAGACCGCUGGAAUUAACAUCAAGGUCACGACUCGGAAGCCGGGACAGAUGGACUACAAUGCCGACAUUCCCUUCGAGAAGGCGCCGGCGCCAGGCUUCUACGAUACAACUGAAGAGCAGGUAAUAAACGAACGUGAACGGGCUGCAUUCGAUCCACGUAAGCAACAGCUUGCCAACAAGCGCAAAGGCGACCAAGAUGAAGAUGGAGAGCGGAAGAAACGAAAGGGUGACAAGGAUGCUCCUUCGGCAUCUAUGCAGGCCGCUAUCAAGGCUGGCCAGAUGCAAAAGAUCCGAGAAGCAGAACAGAGCAGUAAGCGGCGGUCGCUCAACCUACCAGCACCCCAAGUCAGUGACGGGGAGCUUGAGGAGAUUGUCAAAAUAGGCAUGAUGGGCGAGCGAGCAAAUAUGCUAGCACAGUCGAGCGAAAAUGAUGCGACCAGGGGCUUGGUGAAUACCUACUCCACCCUCACUUCUCAGACUCCCAUCCGAACACCCAUGGCACCGGCUCAAGAGGAUCACAUCGCCAACGAAAUUCGCAAUAUCAAGGCCCUUACGGACAACCAGUCCGCUUUGCUUGGAGGCGAGAAUGCCGAAUUGCAAGAAGGAUCAGGCUCGACCGGUUUUGGCGGGGCCACUCCGCGGAAGCAGGUUACGGCGACACCAAACCCUCUUGCUACGCCUCUACGAAACGGAGUCAACGGAGUAGGUGCCACACCCGGAAAGGUUGGCCAGACGCCCUUGCGAACCCCGCGGGACAGUUUUGCUCUGAAUGCUGGGGAUCAUGAUAUGUCACUGGUAGCGCGGCCCAGGGACGUACGCUCACGACUCAAGCAAGGCCUUGCAUCUUUACCAAAGCCCAAGGAGACCGAAUGGGAACUAGAAAGCCCUGAGGAUCAGAUGGAUUUGAUUACGGCGGAAGAGUUAGAGGAAGACGCGGAAAUCCGAGACCGACGCGAGAGAGAAGUUAGGGAGGCACAGGAGGCGCUGGAGCGCAAAAGACGAACUCAGGUCAUGCAGAGAAACCUGCCGCGGCCGAAUGGCGUUGAUCUCACUGUUUUAUUGAGGGAAGCCUCCGCGGUAGGAGAUCCAGUGAAGGCGAUGCUUGCGCAGGAAGCAGCUUUAUUGAUUGCUAACGACGCAUUCAAAUACCCAACUUCCGGGUUAAAGUUCAAGGGCAACCCGGUGCAAUUACCACAGUUGGACGACACCGCACUUGCUGAAGCUCGGCUGAAAAUGCUGAUGGAGGCUAAGGAACUACCAAAGCCAGAGGAAGUUGAGGCUAUAUAUAAUCAGGAAAACAUCAAUGGUCUUUUACUGGGGCUUGGGUGUUACCAGGAUGACGAUGAAGAAAAUCAGGUUGCAACCAUAAAAUCAGCCUUCGAACAAGUCCAAGCGUCAACAAUGGAAACGGUGGACAAAUGCGCAAAGCUGGAAAAGAAGCUGACUCUGCACCUUGGCGGUUACAGCCAGAGGUCGAAAACCCUCCGUCAGAAGAUGGGCGAGGCUUCUGAGGCUCUUAACAAAGCAACAUAUGCUCUCAGCGGUUUCCGAACCCUAGCUGUGUCGGAGGAUAUUGCUAUCAACAGCCGGUUGGAGGCACUUCGCGAAGAAGUUGCAUUUAUCAGCCGACGGGAAAGAGAGACCCAGGACAUGUACAAAGAGGCGAAGUACGAACUUGAAGCACUACAAGUGAAUGGUAUCAACGGGCAUCAAUAAGGAUCAUCAUCGGGAACCUUAUCCAGGAACCAGUGUAUUACAGAUGAGAUUGUAGGCUAAAAUGCAAGACUGGGUGUUUAACUAUAAGUGUUACGUUUCCCAGUGCGCCUCGUGACUGGCCGGUGUGCGCUAGAGGGAUACCGGAAAAGUU
Molecule: messenger RNA, 2602 nt
Organism: Pseudomassariella vexata
Lineage: Eukaryota; Fungi; Ascomycota; Sordariomycetes; Amphisphaeriales; Pseudomassariaceae
Product: pre-mRNA splicing factor component-domain-containing protein
Exons: 1
Coding region: 130-2451 (773 amino acids)
Biological process (GO): mRNA splicing, via spliceosome
Cellular component (GO): Prp19 complex; spliceosomal complex
Source: RefSeq, a predicted model, not a curated record